This is a messenger RNA of Pseudomyrmex gracilis, 450 nucleotides long. RefSeq names its product phospholipase B1, membrane-associated-like. The annotation marks the transcript as partial. NCBI's taxonomy places the organism in Eukaryota, Metazoa, Arthropoda, Insecta, Hymenoptera, Formicidae. Gene Ontology annotation, biological process: phospholipid metabolic process. Gene Ontology annotation, molecular function: glycerophospholipase activity. The transcript has 3 exons. The record is from RefSeq and is a predicted model, not a curated record.
AUGUGGAAGUGUUGGUUGGUUUCUUUUAUCUUGUUGUAUCUAUUAGCUAGAACGUCAUGUCAAAAAACCGACCUGGACUCGCCCAUCAAUUUGAUAUUGCUUCGUACUUUUCGAAAUUGGACUUACGAUACUUUCGGUAAAACGGGAACCGACGAACGAUAUAUGCAAGCAGCGAAAACCAUAAAUAGAACGCAGUCAUCCAUUCCUAUUAACAUCUCGUUCCCUUGCGAUGUAACAAAUGGUCGAUCGCCGAACGUACCAAAUUCUGUGCAUAAAUUAAGACCUGGCGAUAUUGAUGUUAUUGCCGCAAUGGGUGACUCGCUUACAGCCGCAGCUGGAGCUCUCGCGACUUCUAUAGUUCAUAUUUUAAUUGAAAACAGAGGAAUUUCACCGUCUGGUGGAGGUCAAGCCACAUGGAGAGAAUUUUUGACGCUACCUAAUAUCAUUAAG